Molecule: messenger RNA, 2955 nt
Organism: Ceratotherium simum simum (southern white rhinoceros)
Lineage: Eukaryota; Metazoa; Chordata; Mammalia; Perissodactyla; Rhinocerotidae
Gene: C6H10orf90
Product: chromosome 6 C10orf90 homolog
Biological process (GO): regulation of centriole replication
Cellular component (GO): centriole; cytosol; centrosome
Molecular function (GO): microtubule binding
Source: RefSeq, a predicted model, not a curated record
UUGCUUUGAGGUUCUUCAGCCCAGGGUGGAAGGUGAGAGCCUGACUCAUUCCCAGAGUAGUUACAGAUGUAAACUGUGGCUGAGUUUCCUUUAGCCAAACACAUCCUUGUCAUUAAAAGAGCUUUGAAACUGAGUAAAAUGUCUUUGAAAUGCCAGUGGAAUAUGAUCAAACUGUCUGAGGCAGGAUUACGGGACAACCAGUGCAGUACAAACGAUCAAAUUGCCCUUAAAAAUCUCCAGUCUGAUGUUCCAGAGAAGAAAUCUGACUUUGCCAAGGAGACUCUGGCAUCGCAAAACACAAAAAUGAUUUCAUCCAUAGUCAUUUCACAGCUGAUUGAUGAGAAUAAAUCAAAAGAAAAUGGGGCCGCGUUGCCCGCGCCGUGUGCAGUGGCUCAGCCUCCAGCAUGUCCCGUGAAGCAAUCUCUGGCUAAUCGGAGCGGAGUCACCAUCAGCAGGGCGUUCGCCCUCCUUCCCAGAGGAUCAGGAAUUCAGACACCGGUGGAGGAGCGAGGAUCUGAGACAGAGUGGCUGCCCAAAGAGGAGAAGCCCUGCGGUGGCCCCCAAAAGGGAUUUGCAUCCAUCACCAUCACGGCCAGGCGCGUGGGACCCCCAGCCAGCACCCUGGUGUGGGAGGCUGUAGGGGACCCCCUGUGCCCCAAAUGCAGGGCCCAGGACGCUCUGCUCAGGGACUCCUCCGCUCUGGCCAGUGGUGCCAAUCCACAUCAGCACCAUGGACCUUUCCCCUUCGUGGAAUUCUCCAGAAACAGCUCUGUGAUGAGGCUGAAGCUUCCUGAGGCCCACGCACAGCUGUGUAAGGGACACGGGUAUUGGAUCACCAAUGGGGACAACAGAGAGAACAGUUUUUCUCGAGGCAUCCCACGGUCGGGAAAGAGCCCACUGGUGUUCAGCUCCUGUGUCCAUCUCAGGGUGUCUCAGCAGUGUCCGAAUUCCAUCUACUAUCUAGACAGGUCCCUCUCUGUCCCCAUUGAGCAGCCUCAACUUACCAGCCCUGAAAUGCACAGAUCGGUCCUGUCGCUCAACCUAAAUUGCAGUUCACACAAAUUGACACCAGAUGGAGUAGAUGGCACAGCUAACGGAGGGCCCGCAAGCGGCACCCUGAAGCAGGAGCUCACAGAGGGAAACCAGGACCUCCUAGACACGCGCUGGAACUCAGGUUUGCAAGCAAGUUUCUUGAAGAGAAACAUAUCGUUGGGACGGGAGCGUUUGGGGACUGGCUUAUGUCCUUGGAAUGGCUCCCCUCCACUGGAAAAUGCAGAAUUCACAGACGUGGGAACUAACCUGGUCACUGUAAGAAAAGGGAGAGAGGACCAUGCAACUCGUUGUCACACCAGCAGGCACACCAACCAGCUGUCCAUUCACAUUCCUGGCUGGAGUUACAGGGCAGUAGAAUCAAAAGUAUUUUCUGGAAACAGCGAGAAGCAACAAGAAGCACAUGUGACUUUGUCUGCUCCCCCAGUGGAACAGAAGCUGGUUAAAGAUUUCCUUCCCGAUGGGUAUAGCUCUACAAGCAACAGCUGUCAGUCUAGCAACCUUUCUGGGCCAGCAGAGAGUCAACAGCAAAGCUUCCCAAAACCCAGCAUCCUUGUACCUGGGUUUCUUUGCCCCUUACAAGAUUUAUGCACAUCUCCACAGGAAGAUAAUGGUGUCCAGGUAGAAAGAGAGUUCCCCAAAGGAGAUUACACCUGCUGCGACUUGGUUGUAAAAUUAAAGGAAUACAAGAAGAGUGAGGACCCCACCAUGCCCGAGCCCGAGCCUGCGCCCCCAGAGCCAGCACCCCCCGAGGAACCACAGACCCCCGACCUGUCAGAAGACUGUUCCCAGUGCCAGCAAAUGCCUGCAAGCUCCUUGACCUUGCAGGAAGCGUUGGAAGCCCGUAAACCUCAGUUCAUCUCUCGCUCGCAAGAGCGGCUGAAGAAGCUGGAACACAUGGUACAGCAGAGAAAAGCCCAGCAGAAGGAGAACCUGGGGCAGAAGCAGCCUCUCCUCCCGGUGCGCACCAGCAAGAAGCAGUUCACCGUUCCUCAUCCUCUUAGUGAUAACUUGUUCAAACCCAAAGAAAGGUACAUUUCAGAGAAGGAGAUGCACAUGCGAUCUAAAAGAAUCUAUAAUAACUUGCCGGAAGUUAAAAAGAAAAAAGAAGAACAAAAGAAAAGAGUGAUCUUACAGAGUAACAGACUCCGUGCUGAAGUCUUCAAAAAGCAAUUACUGGACCAGCUCCUUCAAAGGAACGCAGUCUAGCCACAGGCUGCCCUGCUGACCACUCCCCGGACCUGGGAUGACUUCAAAUGCUGGAUAAACCAUUAAACGUAGCCUUAGCUUCACAACGGGAAACACUUAUUUUACGUUUUUUUUUUCCCCCCAUAAAGGAUAACAUAGCUUCCUGAAUUGCUGACCCAAACCAAGCAGGAACAACCACCCUUGAUGAAAUGGGUCAACAGGCUGUUGCAGGGUAAUCGACUCAAUGCGACCCACUAGAUACAGUCUCUUCAUUUUUUUAUUUCUGAAUUUUAUCUUUUGCUUCAAAUUUUUUUCCCCUACCAUUUCCACCCAGGCAGAAAGGCCUCAUACACUCACAUGGGCUUAGAUCCCUGGGGGUUAUUUUUUUCCAUCAAAUUUCUGAGACCCAAAUCCAUCACUUUUUAAACACCAAUCCCACUUCUGCCAGUUCUGCCAACUCCAAACUUCGGGUCAUCACACUGUAUGUCUGAGCACUCUCUGGAUGUGGGCGCCACGUGAUACUAGAAGCUGACUUCGAAAAUCAAUGGGUGCUCUGCCAGAGACUAGGGAGCAGGUGGUCUGUUUCUUUGUAACCUGGGUGGUCAGACAGACUUCACUACUCCACCCCCGCUCCCAGCACCUUUCUUCAUUUAAGAAUCUAUUUCUGUGGAAGCUAUAAGAGCAGAACUGGCUGAAAAAAACUGUAGGUAACUUCAG